AUGGAACCAAGGAGGGGGAAAAAUGUUCGAGGUCCACCGGCACCGACACGAGGCAAUUUUCGUGUACCACGAAGAGUAGACACGGCUCAAUAUCAACCUCAACAAGUCGACCCCUCACAAUACUAUAUUCCCGACCCACCACCGACUAUUCAACCUCAACAAGUCGACCGCUCACAAUACUAUAUUCCCGACCCACCACCGACUACUCAACCUCAAUAUCAUUACGCCUCACAAUCUCAUACGUCGUAUUUUCCCCCUCCUCCACGCGCAAUGCAUCCCCCUCCCCCUCGCGCAAUGAUUCCUCCUCCAAGUACCCACGUCCAAGAUUACGAGUGGUACCAAACGGCCGAGAUUGAUUUGGAGUCGUUCGAUCCAUUUGAUCGCUCAACGAAUCCUCCUCCCCCUACCCGCUCGCGUCCACCGACUCCCCUCCCCACCGAUGAUGAGGAUGACGCCAUUCCCGAUACACAAGAAGUUCAAAUAGUGGAAGAAGUUGCACUGAAAAGGAAGUAUACAAGACGGGCUGACAAAAAGAAAUGGAUGCAAGAAGAAGAGGUGGCGUUGGCACAAGCGUGGAUUCAUAUUUCCACAUGUAGAGUAGUCGGUAAUGAACAAGGGCGGGAUAAGUUUUGGGAGAGAAUUUUGGAGCAUUUCUCAAAGGAGUUGGAUGGUACAACUCGAACAAAGGAUAGCCUCAACACCAAGUGGAGCAACAUGUGUACGGCAAUAUCAACGUUCAAUGGAUGCUUCAUCCAAGCGGAUGGUGUAAGGAAUAGUGGAUGUGAUGAUAUAAAUGUGAUGACUGAGGCGUUGAAGGACUACAAAACAAGAACCGGGAAGGAGUUCACGAGUAUUGCAGCUUGGAAGGUUGUGAAAGAUGAAGCAAAGUGGAAGGAAACAAUUCAAGUUGGGCAAACAUCUUCGGCCCAUUCAGAUAAGCGAAGAAAGUCGUCAGAAGGAGGCAAUUAUGAGUCGUCUAGUAACAAUGCCGAUGCCACUGUGUUGCCGGAUUUGAAUGAGUCAAGCACUCCUAGUAGUCGGCCAAGAAAGGGCCGAAAGAAUGUGGGGCCAUCAUCGUCAAAGGGGGGAGGUUAUUUUUCCGCUUUUACGGAGGAGUACGCGGAGAAGAAAAGGCAAAAUAUGGAGGAAGCGAACAUGAAGAAGCAAGCAUUGUUGGACUUACAACUCGAGCAUCAAACUACCAAGACCAAGAGGAGUAACUACAAGUUUUUCAACACCCCACACGCGACAUCCAAUCCAAGAAGCAAAGAGUGGGCGAUUGAGCAAAAGCGGGAGAUUGCGGCAAAGUAUGGAUGGGAGUUUAAUGAGUGA
Erigeron canadensis is the source of this 1332-nucleotide messenger RNA. RefSeq lists its product as uncharacterized. The coding region runs from base 1 to 1332 and encodes 443 amino acids. The transcript is spliced from 3 exons. NCBI's taxonomy places the organism in Eukaryota, Viridiplantae, Streptophyta, Magnoliopsida, Asterales, Asteraceae. The record is from RefSeq and is a predicted model, not a curated record.